AAGCUUUACUCUUCACUUCUUCCACCAUUCACAACUUCAUCUGCUUUCAAGCGUAGCAGUUCACUCCAUAACCAUGGCUAAGGAAAUGACUCUGCUGUGGGGCUCCGGCUCUCCUCCCUGCUGGAGGGUGCAGAUCGCUCUGGAGGAGAAGAGCCUGCAGGGCUACAACCACAAACUGCUCCGCUUUGAUAAAAUGGAGCACAAGUCACAGGAAGUGAUGGACAUGAAUCCCAGGGGUCAGCUCCCUGCCUUCAAACAUGGAAACAAUGUCCUGAAUGAGUCCUAUGCUGCCUGCUUGUACCUGGAGAGUGAGUUCAAGUCCCAGGGAAACAAACUGAUCCCCGACUGCUCGGCUGAGAAAGCACUGAUGUACCAGCGCAUGUUUGAGGGUCUCACGCUCAACCAGAAAAUGGCUGAUGUUAUAUACUACAACUGGAAGGUCCCUGAGGGAGAGAGACACGACUCUGCUGUGAAGAGAAACAGAGACGUCCUGAGUGCUGAGGUCAAGCUGUGGGAGGGAUACCUGCAGAAGGCAUCAGGCUCUUUCCUGGCAGGAAAGAACUUUUCGCUGGCUGAUGUGACGGUUUAUCCAUCUAUCGCUUAUCUCUUCCAUUUUGGGUUGUGUGAAGAGCGUUACCCUAAACUGGCAGCUUACUAUAACUCCAAUAAGGACAGACCCAGCAUCAAAGCCACAUGGCCUCCUACCUGGCUGGAGAACCCACAGGGACAAGACCAACUGAAAGACAUUUGAGAUUAAAACACAUUUCAGCGGACACACUAACUGUUAACUGUUGUGUAAUAUGUAACCACUCCUUGCAUUGCACUGCUCUCACCGUGUGUUUUACGAAAUAUGCAUUUGCUGUUACUGUGGUUGUUAAUUUGUUUGUGACUUAAACUGCAGAUUAAUCUUUUUGUCUUGUAAAAAGCAAUAAAUGUGACUUUCAGCUUUG
Messenger RNA from Micropterus dolomieu (smallmouth bass), 950 nucleotides. RefSeq names its product glutathione S-transferase A-like. Lineage: Eukaryota; Metazoa; Chordata; Actinopteri; Centrarchiformes; Centrarchidae. Gene Ontology annotation, biological process: glutathione metabolic process. The record is from RefSeq and is a predicted model, not a curated record. The transcript is spliced from 6 exons. Gene Ontology annotation, molecular function: glutathione transferase activity. Bases 74 to 751 code for a protein of 225 amino acids.